UCCAAAACCCUAGUUUCUCUCCCUUUUCUUUUUCUCUAAAAAUAUGAGCUCGGCGGCGGCGGCGGCUUCUACAUCCAAAGCAUAGAGCACAAGCGCGGCGGCAUCGGGAGCAGCGCGCAGGGCCGGAAUUAGUUCCUUCUCUUCUCGGUUGCUGACGAUGAUAUAUUUUCUUAUAUGAGAUCUGAGAGCAAGGAGCCUACGAUUGGAGGUUUAUCUAGAGCUAUUGUUUCUUAGAAGUCUGGUUUCUGCGAUAUGAGAAACGAUGCCGAGGUGCAAGAAUGUCUCACAUAGACCGGGCAAGAGGCCGAGAGAGGGGGGAGAGAGUUCUCGUUCUGUAGCACCAUCCUUGGACUUUUCUGAGUGGGGAGUAGUUUAUAGAUUGGUUGGAGCUUCAGAGCCGAGCGCAGAGUCAGAGGAGUCUGAGUCAAAGACUCACUCCUCUGCUCACACAGAUCAGGUGGCGGCGACUGAGCUGUCAGUUACCGAUUCCCGACCCUCCAGAGCAUUCAGUUCCAGAGAUAGAUUCAGCGCGCUCGAGAGAGGGAUCGAGGAGUUGAGAUCCGAGCAGCGGGAGAUUUGAGUGGAGAUUCAAGCCGACCUGAGGGAUUUCAGGCAGGAGGUAGCAGCUCACUUUGGCCGGCUUGAGUCUUUGAUUCAGCAGUUUAUAUCAUCAUCUUCAUCAUCAUCUCACCGUUCUUCUCCAUCUGCUUCUCCAUCACCUUUGCAUCAAGAUUCACCCACCAUCGUGGCACCACCACAAGAUCAGCAGCCUUUGCAUCAGGAUCCACCCACCAUCGUGACACCACGACAAGAUCAGCAGCCUUUGUGUCAGGAUCCAUCCACCAUUGUGACACCACCACAAGAUCAGAAAUACAAUGCGAUUCCUGAAAUAAUUCAAGAUUUAGGAAGGUGAAUGACUACAAGGAGAGACUACCCCAAAGGUGCUCUUUGGAGACUAGCUGUUGAGGGGUUCAACAAACUACUGCUAGAAGAUGUUAAGACAAUCCAUCCAGUCUAUAAAAUGGAUCAAACAACAUAUAGAGUUCAAAGAGCACGGUUUUGGAAAGAAGUUGCUGAUGUAUAUGAAACAUUCCUUGUUGGUUCUUGUGGGUGGGCUUUUCCUUCUGACACACUGGCAGCUGAUGUACUCAAAGCUGAUGAGCUUAUUGAGAUCAAUUUUCUGAAUGUUCUCGGUGACAAAGUUCUCAUGGCACAAAUGGAUGCUCCAACUGAUAUUUUGCAACGGCUUGUCUCAACACUUGAUCGUUGCGCAUCUCGAACAGGCUGUUUAGGGCUUAUUCCUCCCAACUGUAGCAAGUUCUCCUUGAGUUGCUUGCAGAUGCUGUUUUCCUUGUGCAGUUAUAGUUCAGAGGACAAUUGGCACUCAAAAAGAUCUGUGGUUAGCAAGGUUUCAAUCCUUGUUCUGAUGAAAAGAUGUGAAUGCAUACUUGAGCGGUUUCUGACCGACGAAAAUGAUCUAGGUGGGACUCCACUCCCAGCAGUGAGAAUUGAAGAAACUAUUUGUGUCCUGCAAGAGCUUGCUCGGUUAAUCAUUCAUCCAGAUACAGCUUCUGCAUUGCAGUUGAAACCAUCCUUGAGAGGAGCUCUGGUAGAUAAUGAGAAACCUGGCGGGCGUGCUCUUCUAUUUGUUCUGCUUCCAUUAUUUUACAAACUUCAUGCUGCAAGGGAAACGCGUGUAAGAGAACUUGUAGACGGUGUUGCUUUCGACUCACCGACGCAGAGCUGGGACUGCAGAAAAGCUAGAUUUGGAGCAUGAUCAGAAAAAGCAGAGAAGAUCAGUUCUUGAUACCCCAUUAUUGAUUUAUCACUCCUGCUCAAGUUAAAGAACCACUGUGUGACACACAAGAUAUAUAUAUAUAUGUACAGCUAAAGUGGCUGGUUUUCCAGUGUAGUUAGUUGUGUAUUCGAGUUGUAUAUAGUAAAGAAAUAUAUUCAAAUGAAAUACUAAAUUUGGAAAUGAAGACUUCUGUGUUGAUCCUGCGCACUAUAAAUGAUGCCC
Messenger RNA from Dioscorea cayenensis subsp. rotundata (Guinea yam), 2020 nucleotides. RefSeq lists its product as uncharacterized. Bases 914 to 1777 code for a protein of 287 amino acids. The transcript has 8 exons. The record is from RefSeq and is a predicted model, not a curated record. NCBI's taxonomy places the organism in Eukaryota, Viridiplantae, Streptophyta, Magnoliopsida, Dioscoreales, Dioscoreaceae.